This is a messenger RNA of Lactuca virosa, 636 nucleotides long. The record is from the annotation of a GenBank genome assembly. NCBI's taxonomy places the organism in Eukaryota, Viridiplantae, Streptophyta, Magnoliopsida, Asterales, Asteraceae.
AUGCUCGUUUCAAGUGACUGCCCACCAUUUAGAUUACCUGGUUUUGGACCGGACACUUUUGGUAUUAGCCAACUUUUGGGAGCUCCUUGUCCUACUUUUGUUGUUCCAACUCACACUGAUUCUACUAGCCAUGUGGACGUCGGUUCUUUAAGUGCCCAUUCUCUUAGUCGCAAGCGCAAGCGACCUUUAACACCUCAUCAGUUUGAACAUUUUUUGCGUGAAGUUUCAGGAGGUUCUCGUUGUGUGUCACCUCCACCCUUUGAUCAUACUUCUCCUAUCAUAGCUGAUGGUUGCGCUUCGUGUAUUCAAUUUCAAGAGGAGCUAAAUGAGGCGUGUCGUUCUAUUGCGCUUGCUGAGAGUAUCAUAUCUACAGUUCUUGGACAGGAAUCAAAAUUUCUUGAUGGGUUGUUAACUUUGCAGGACCGGUAUUUAUUUCUUGAAGUUAAUUUACAGGCCACAGAGGGUAUGAAACUUGCAGGUGAAGAAAUGUUGUUCAAGGUUGUGGAGGUGCAUGCUGACUUGUAUAGUCAAUAUCGUGUUGCUGCUGACAAGGUUGUAGUGUUGGAGAAUCAAAGGUCUCUUUUGGAAUCAGAUUAUGAAGUGUGUCUCCGAGAAAAUGACGUACUUCGUGCUUAA